Molecule: messenger RNA, 831 nt
Organism: Dibothriocephalus latus
Lineage: Eukaryota; Metazoa; Platyhelminthes; Cestoda; Diphyllobothriidea; Diphyllobothriidae
Source: the annotation of a GenBank genome assembly
AUGGAUUUUGCCAAGGCCGAUGAUGCAUGGAAGGUGCGCCUGCUAUUAUGCAAACUGGGCAAUAGAGAACACGAGCGAUACGCGGAUAUCAUUCUGCUGAAAAACCCUCGUGACUUCACUUUCGAUGAAACCGUCCAACGCCUGUCAGAGCUUUUCGGCGAAGAGUCCUCCUCGUUCAAUAUUCGGUGCCAGUGUCUCAAACUGGUGAAAAACGAGGCAGAUGAUUUUCUGACACUCGCCAGUACUGUCAACCGCGAGUGUGAACAGUUCAAGGACCCGAAGUCAACUCUGCAGACAUUGACGGCCGAGCGUCAGCGGCUCAAGAAUAUUAAACAUGAUUCUGCGAUCGUGGAGCGACCCAGUUUCUCGUUUGCCGCCACCAGUAUUCAUGCUGUCACUCGGACGAAGUCGACCUCGCCACAGAAAUCCCAAGAUCCCGCACCCAGAAAACCACCAUCAGCGUGCUGGCAGUGUGGUGACUGGCAUUUUGCUCGUUUCUGUCCAUUCGAGAAACAUUCCAACUCAAUUCUAGCCACAUUCCAGACUGAAUUUGAGGCACGGAGGAAAUAUCUUACGGUUACCAUCAAUGGAAAGCCUGUGCGCCUCGAGCUGGACACGGCAACAGACAUCAGCCUCAUCACCAAGCACACUUGGCAGAUGAUUGGACGGCCUCCAAUGAUCACAUCGGAUAAAAAGGCCAUGAAUGUUUCUGGCGAAUUCCUCCGGCUCAUGGGUGAACUUGAAUGUGACGUUUCCUUUAAGGGCACUAAAUUCAAGGGAACAUGCUACUUUACCAGCCGCCCGGAGCUUGACUUAAUUAGCCUUGACUGA